This is a messenger RNA of Dujonia railenensis, 990 nucleotides long. NCBI's taxonomy places the organism in Eukaryota, Fungi, Ascomycota, Pichiomycetes, Serinales, Debaryomycetaceae. The record is from the annotation of a GenBank genome assembly.
AUGAAUGAACUCCAGGAACCAUUUGAGCUUGUGAAGAUUUCUGAAAACUCUUUCAAGAGUAAGCACUUUCUUACCAAGCCUCAUCCUUCAGUGAGAGGUGUUUACGGUGGAAAUUUAGCUGGACAGGCUGUACUUGUAGCCAUUAGAACAGUACCAAAAGGAUUCGUGCCACAUUCUUUACACUCCUAUUUUGUGAAAGCAGGGUUACCUGAUAGAGAUUUCUUUUGGGAAGUGGAGAGAUUGAGCGAUGGGAAAUCGUUCUGCAACCGAAUUGUCAAAGCACUUCAAGAUGGUGAAGUGAAGUAUGUAGCACAAAUUUCGCUUACUACCAAAAAUUCUAUGAAACAACAGCAAUCUGCAUACGAAGAAUUCAAGAAGAAAGUUUCUUCAGGAGAAGCGGAUGAAGAUGACGAUAUUCUUCCAGUGUCAAAACCUGUUCAUUUUGGAAGACCAUACCCAAAAUGGCUAGGUAAAUAUUCGCCAGAUGAAAUUAAGAUUAAUCCUAGAGUUGAUAAUAGACAUAUUUCACAUAAGUUACCUCCAGAAAUGACAGAUUUGGAGUUAACUCGUAAGGAUGAGGAGAACACUCCAGCAACCGAAAGGCAGCUUUCUUAUUUUGUAAAAUGGGGUAAUCAAAACAAACCUGAUUUGAGGGCCGCAGAUUUAGACGAAUUUAGAUAUACUGGUCUCGCUUUUAUUUCAGAUUCGAUCUUCUUGACAAGAAUUGCAAGAGUGUUGAGGAUCCCCAACUUGGACCAUGGCCAGAUGGCAUUUUAUUUUUCAGUUUCGUUGGAUCACAUUAUUUAUUUCCAUGACUCUGAUUUCGAUCCCACUGAAUGGAUGAGUUUCAGUUUCAAUGCCGUUAGAUUUUCAAACGAUAGAGCUUUAAUUGAGGGAGAAUUCUUUGACAGUAAGGGUAAGCAUAUUGCCAGUGUUAUUCAAGAAGGAAUUGUGAAGCUUGGACACUUGAGUGAAAAAGCUAAGUUAUAA